Physeter macrocephalus (sperm whale) is the source of this 3443-nucleotide messenger RNA. RefSeq names its product methylenetetrahydrofolate reductase (gene MTHFR). Gene Ontology annotation, molecular function: FAD binding; methylenetetrahydrofolate reductase [NAD(P)H] activity. The record is from RefSeq and is a predicted model, not a curated record. Lineage: Eukaryota; Metazoa; Chordata; Mammalia; Artiodactyla; Physeteridae. Gene Ontology annotation, biological process: tetrahydrofolate interconversion. The coding region runs from base 662 to 2776 and encodes 704 amino acids. The transcript is spliced from 13 exons. Gene Ontology annotation, cellular component: cytosol.
GGCAUGUGGUCGCCGGGGAGGGAGACUCGGGCCUUGGAGCCUUGGGGGCCACCCACCCGGGGGCGGGGAGCGGUGGCUGCCAGUCGGCCCGCCCCCUCUGCGCGCACGCCCUCGGCGGGACUAGAGUAGCCCCCGCUGGCUGCCACCCCCGCGAUCCUCAACCCUGAAGCGGAGACUCACUUUCGGCCCCCGGCCUGGACUGAAGGACCGCAGGGCUGAGGCGGCCCUGAGCUGGGGGUGGACUUGGGCCUUCGCUUCCUCCCCCUCCCGUGACCUAGUGACCCGGUGACUAGAUUCGCGGCCCUCGAGUCCCCGGCGCCAGAGGCAUCUCUCAGCCUCCCUGCCGAGCACCUGGAGAAGAGCCGUGGGCCGCUGGCACUGCUGUCCCCGACGCCCACUGCAUCGGGCGGCUCACGGGUGCCCACCGGGACCCCUGUGGGAGUGGUGGGCUCCGUAUUCCCUCACUGCUCGGUGCCUGGCACCGAUUAAGUGCUCAUCAAAUGGCAGAGGGUUGCUUUGAGGACGGGAUGACAGCGCCUGGCCCGUCGGCGCUCGCAGACAACUAAUGAGGCACUCUCUGGAAUUCGGAAGAAAGACCAGACUAGGCUGAUCUUGACGUUCAUCCCCACAGAGAAACUGGAAUUUUAGCAGGAGCUCGGCCAUGGUGAACGAACCCAGAGGGCACGGCGGCCCCAGCCCCCGCUGGGAGGACGGCACCAGUGGCAGCGAGAGCUCCAAGGAUAGUUCAAGGUGUUCCACACCGGUGCCGGACCCCGAGCGACACGAGAGGCUCAGGGAGAAGAUGAAGCGGAGGAUGGAGUCUGGUGACAAGUGGUUCUCCCUGGAAUUCUUCCCUCCUCGAACUGCUGAGGGAGCUGUCAAUCUCAUCUCAAGGUUUGACCGGAUGGGGGCAGGCGGUCCUCUCUUCAUAGAUGUGACCUGGCAUCCAGCAGGGGACCCCGGCUCAGACAAGGAGACUUCGUCCAUGGUGAUCGCCAGCACCGCCGUGAACUACUGCGGCCUGGAGACCAUCCUGCACAUGACCUGCUGCCAUCAGAGCCGGGAAGAGAUCACGGGCCACCUGCACAAGGCCAAGCGUCUGGGCCUGAAGAACAUCCUGGCGCUGCGGGGAGGUGCUACGCUAGAAAGCGGAGACACCAACCCGAGUGUUGUGAAGGCUCUGCCUCCGAGGCGCACCGUCCUGGGCGUGGGGGGAGAAGGAACAGAGAGGCUACCUGGAGGGCGGGUGAGACCCAGCACCGUGACCUCCAACCCUGCAGACCCCACAGGUGACGGGUGGGAAGAGGAGGAAGGAGGCUUCAGCUAUGCCGUAGACUUGGUGAAGCACAUCCGAAGCGAGUUCGGUGACUACUUCGAUGUCUGUGUGGCAGGUUACCCCAAAGGCCACCCCGACGCAGAGAGCUUUGAAGCGGACCUGAAGCACCUGAAGGAGAAGGUGGCCGCGGGAGCCGACUUCAUCAUCACCCAGCUUUUCUUUGAGGCCGACACUUUCUUCCGCUUCGUUAAGGCUUGCUCCGAGAUAGGCAUUACUUGCCCCAUCCUCCCCGGAAUCUUCCCUAUUCAGGGCUACCACUCCCUCCGGCAGCUUGUGAAGCUGUCCAAGCUGGAGGUGCCGCAGCAGAUCAAGGACGUGAUCGAGCCAAUCAAAGACAACGACGCUGCCAUCCGCAACUACGGCAUCGAGCAGGCGCUGAGCCUGUGCCAGGAGCUCCUGGCAAGCGGCUCGGUGCCGGGCCUGCACUUCUACACCCUCAACCGCGAGAUGGCCACCACAGAGGUGCUGAAGCGCUUGGGCAUGUGGAUCGAGGACCCCAGACGUCCCCUGCCCUGGGCCAUCAGUGCCCACCCCAAGCGCCGGGAGGAAGAUGUCCGUCCCAUCUUCUGGGCCUCCAGACCAAAGAGUUACAUUUAUCGCACCCAGGAGUGGGAUGAGUUCCCCAACGGCCGCUGGGGUAAUUCCUCGUCUCCGGCCUUUGGGGAGCUGAAGGACUACUACCUCUUCUACCUGAAGAGCAAGUCCCCAAAGGAAGAGCUGCUGAAGAUGUGGGGGGAGGAGCUGACCAGUGAAGAAAGUGUCUUUGAAGUCUUUGCUCACUACCUCUCGGGAGAGCCGAACCAGAACGGCUAUAAAGUGACUUGCCUGCCCUGGAAUGAUGAGCCCCUGGCGGCCGAGACCAGCCUGAUGAAGGAGGAGCUGCUGCGAGUGAACCGGCGGGGCAUCCUCACCAUCAACUCCCAGCCCAACAUCAACGGGAAGCCGUCCUCCGACCCCAUCGUGGGCUGGGGCCCCGGCGGGGGCUAUGUCUUCCAGAAGGCGUACUUAGAGUUCUUCACUUCCCGAGAGACAGUGGAGGCGCUUUUGCAGGUGCUGAAGAAGUACGAGCUCCGCGUGAAUUACCACAUCGUGGAUGUGAAGGGUGACAACAUCACCAACGCCCCCGAGCUGCAGCCCAACGCCGUCACUUGGGGCAUCUUCCCGGGGCGAGAGAUCAUCCAGCCCACAGUGGUGGACCCAGUCAGCUUCAUGUUCUGGAAGGACGAGGCCUUCGCCCUGUGGAUCGAGCAGUGGGGCAAGCUGUAUGAGGAGGAGUCCCCGUCCCGCAUGAUCAUCCAGUACAUCCACGACAACUACUUCCUGGUCAACCUGGUGGACAACGAGUUCCCGCUGGACAGCUGCCUGUGGCAGGUGGUGGAGGACACGUUUGAGCUUCUCAACAGGCCCCCCCAGGGCAAGAGGGAGACGGAGGCGCCGUGACCCUGAGCCCGGACACCCUUAGCUUGAGGCCACUGUGUCCCGCCGUCCUCCUCUCCGUCCUGGUUCUCUGGAGACCCUCGUUCUCCUUCACUUCCCCCCACCCCCUGACACGAUGAUGGCAGCUAGACUGGUGUGAGGAUUCCAGGCUCUGGCUGGACUGGAGCCCGCCUCACACGGGAGCCAGGUGUUCCCUGCUUAGCGGAGAGUCCGUGCUCCGCUGGGAAGCAGCCCCGUCCCCCAGAGGAGCACGCGGGCAGAACAGAACGCACCCUCCCUGGGAAGGGUUGUUGCUGGCGGAGCCCCUGGGAGGCAGCCUGGGACUCUGCCGGUGACCUUGCUCUUGGGGCCUAUGGAGGACAAGCAAAGCGAACAUGGCCGUGGGCUCUGGGACUGCAGAGGAGACCUGGCAGGGUCAAGGCGCUGGAGCCUUCCACCUCCAAGGCGUUGGCAGCCAGGCACGACCCACUCGGGAAUGAAGGGGCGGACCGCUGCCCUGCCAGGCACUGGCCCCUGGAUGGACCUUGGACUGAAACCUAAGUUUUCACCUCCUUCUAGCCGAGAGCUCAGCUGAGUUUCUCCCUUUUCUACAGCGUUGCUUUUUGAAACAGUUGUCUCUGUUCCCGUGGCUCGAGAGAGAAAGUGCCUCUUAAGGGUUAAAGGUGUCUGA